Cucurbita pepo subsp. pepo (vegetable marrow) is the source of this 2082-nucleotide messenger RNA. The record is from RefSeq and is a predicted model, not a curated record. NCBI's taxonomy places the organism in Eukaryota, Viridiplantae, Streptophyta, Magnoliopsida, Cucurbitales, Cucurbitaceae.
CCAUAUAUAUUACCAUUAGCGCCUAAAACCACCCGCUGUCUGAAGUUCGGCUACUCUAAAACCCUAGAGAAAACCAUUUCCUCUCUUCGUUGCAGCCUACACACUCGCAGCUUAUUGCUUAGUUUUCCGAAAAUUCAGCCAUGUCGGGCGUUGAGAUUUCUCGUUCGGAGAAGAAAAAGAAGAAGCACCGGAGUAAGGAUGACGAAGUGUCACCGGCUGUCGGUUCUGAUGAGCAGCCGCCAAAGGACGUUGCCGACUUUAUGAUCAAGCCUCAAAGUUUUACUCCUCCGGUGGAUACAUCUCAAUGGCCUAUUCUUUUGAAGAACUAUGAUCGUCUCAAUGUACGUACCGGUCACUACACUCCUUUGCCGUCCGGUUUCUCCCCACUCAAGCGGCCUCUGGUUGACUACAUCAGGUAUGGUAUUCUCAAUCUUGAUAAACCGGCGAAUCCUUCGUCGCACGAAGUUGUGGCUUGGAUUAAAAGAAUUCUUCGGGUUGAGAAAACGGGUCAUAGUGGUACUCUCGACCCGAAGGUUACUGGGAACCUGAUAGUGUGCAUUGAUCGAGCCACGCGGCUCGUGAAAUCGCAACAGGGUGCGGGUAAGGAGUAUGUUUGUGUUGCUCGAUUGCAUUCUUCUGUUCCCGAUGUUUCUAAGGUGGCUCGGGCUUUGGAGACGCUCACCGGGGCUGUGUUUCAGAGGCCGCCGUUGAUAUCGGCUGUGAAACGACAGCUUAGGAUUAGAACUAUAUAUGAAAGCAAGCUUCUUGAGUAUGAUGCUGAUAAACAUUUGGUUGUGUUUUGGAUUUCUUGUGAAGCUGGAACUUAUGUUAGGACGCUAUGUGUGCACUUGGGUCUGAUUCUUGGCGUUGGAGGGCAUAUGCAAGAACUUAGGAGGGUAAGAUCUGGGAUCUUGGGUGAGAAGGAUAACAUGGUUACAAUGCAUGAUGUGAUGGAUGCUCAAUGGGUUUAUGAUAAUUUCAAAGAUGAGAGCUACUUGAGGAGAGUAAUUAUGCCUCUUGAGGUGGUUUUGACGNAGAUUUACUAGUUUGCUUAAUCCCUAAUAUGANUCAAGGAUUCUGCUGUUAAUGCUAUUUGUUAUGGUGCUAAGUUGAUGAUUCCAGGGCUGUUGAGAUUUGAGAACGAUAUUGAGGUUGGGGAAGAAGUUGUACUCAUGACCACCAAGGGUGAAGCCAUUGCUCUUGGUAUUGCAGAGAUGACUACUUCUGUGAUGGCAACUUGUGAUCAUGGUGUAGUUGCAAAGAUCAAAAGGGUUGUGAUGGACCGAGAUACUUACCCAAGGAAAUGGGGAUUAGGUCCAAGGGCAUCAAUGAAGAAAAAACUUAUUGGAGAAGGGAAGUUGGACAAGCAUGGAAAACCAAAUGAGAAAACUCCUUCGGAGUGGAUGAGGAAUUUGGUUUUACCCACUGGUGGUGAUUCUUUGGUUGCUAGCGUGUUUGCUACUGACUCUGCAACUGUUGAUGAGGGUAAGCAAGAGACAGAAAAAGAUGGUGGAGGGCGUAAGCGAAAACAUGAUGAAGAAACCGAAGCUGCUCCUGCUAAGAAACUGAAAGCUGAAAAGACUGAAGAUGCCGAAGAAGUUGAAGAAGGCGGGAAGAAAGAAAAGAAGAAGAAGAAGAAAGACAAAGAGAAGGGUAGUGGUGAACCUUCGGACGAGGAGAAUACUGAGCGGUCGGAGAAGAAAAAGAAGAAGAAGGACAAAGAGGGUAAAGAAGCAGGUACACCGGAGACACCGAAGUCGGAGAAAAAAAAGAAGAAGAAAGAUAAGGAAUCUGGCGUUGGUGAUGUUCAAAAUGGGGAAGCAGAUGAUCAUGUUGAUGGGAGUGAGAAGAAAAAGAAGAAGAAAAAGAAGAAUAAAGAAGAUGCAGAAGAGUAAGUUAGAGGGAUCAGAUUCUUACAUUUUAUUUGGGUAACUCUGAUUGUAUGGCUGUCCAUUUCAGUUUCUUCUAGAUUUUGCAAGUUCUUUCUUUCUUUAUUACGCAUUUGCUGUAGAAUUUUUGUUUCAACAUUUCGACUCUGUUCGAUUCUACCAUAGUAUCUUCCUGGCUAUCAUCUCUUGGAUU